This is a messenger RNA of Gorilla gorilla gorilla (western lowland gorilla), 4438 nucleotides long. RefSeq names its product regulator of telomere elongation helicase 1. Gene Ontology annotation, molecular function: hydrolase activity, acting on acid anhydrides, in phosphorus-containing anhydrides; DNA polymerase binding; DNA helicase activity. The record is from RefSeq and is a predicted model, not a curated record. Gene Ontology annotation, cellular component: nucleus. Gene Ontology annotation, biological process: negative regulation of DNA recombination; DNA recombination; DNA replication. Lineage: Eukaryota; Metazoa; Chordata; Mammalia; Primates; Hominidae.
CUGCGCGCCUCAGUCCGCGAAGUCUGAACUGCCUGACAAAGGGGGACCCGGUGGCAGCGCUCGACUGGAGUCGGUUGAGGUCCUGAGGUCCCCCGGUUCUGGAAGGCUGGCCGGGGAGACAAGAGAGGAGCCUGUGCCAUAGGGAUUCUAGAAGAGAACAGCGUUGUGUCCCAGUGCGCAUGCUGGCAUCACUUACCAAGAGCGGCUGAGAGCCUGAGAUGUUUGGAGUGCUUUUUUCUCACAGACCCGAAUAGCCUGCCCCUCAGCCACCCUCUGUGCCCUCCUGAGAACAGGCUGAUAUGCCCAAGAUAGUCCUGAAUGGUGUGACCGUAGACUUCGCUUCCCAGCCCUACAAAUGCCAACAGGAGUACAUGACCAAGGUCCUGGAAUGUCUGCAGAAGAAGGUGAAUGGUAUCCUGGAGAGCCCCUCGGGCACAGGGAAGACGCUGUGCCUCCUGUGCACCACCCUGGCCUGGCGAGAACACCUCCAAGACACCAUCUUUGCCUGCAAUUUUGCCGAUAGGGUGCAAGGGGAGCUUCUCUCAGAUCAGGCCUUGUCAUUCUGGGGCAAUGCUGCUGCUGAUGAUGGAGACCCCUUAGCUUGCUACACGGACAUCCCAAAGAUCAUUUACGCCUUUAGGACCCACUCGCAACUCACACAGGUCAUCAACGAAAUUCGGAACACCUCCUACCGGCCUAAGGUGUGUGUGCUGGGCUCCCGGGAGCAGCUGUGUAUCCACCCUGAGGUGAAGAAGCAGGAGAGUAACCACACGAAGAUCCACUUGUGCCGCAAGAAGGUGGCAAGUCUCUGUCAUUUCUACAACAAUGUAGAAGAGAAAAGCCUGGAGCAGGAGCUGGCCAGCCCCAUCCUGGACAUCGAGGACUUGGUCAAGAGGGGAAGCAAGCACGGAGUAUGCCCUUAUUACCUGUCCCGGAACCUGAAGCAGCAAGCCGACAUCGUCUUCAUCCCAUACAGUUAGUUGUUGGAUGCCAAGAGCCGCAGAGCACACAACAUUGACCUUAAGGGGACGGUCGUGAUCUUUGAUGAAACUCACAAGGUGGAAAAGAUGUGUGAAGGAUUGGCAUCCUUUGACCUGACCCCCCAUGACCCGAGUUCGGGACUGGACGUCAUAGACCAGGUGCUGGAGGAGCAGAUCAAGGUGGCACAGCAGGGCCAGCCCCACCCGGAGUUCAGCGCGGACCCCACCAGCUCAGGGCUGAACAUGGAGCUGGAAGACAUUGCAAAGCUGAAGAUGAUCCUGCUCUGCCUGGAAGGGGCCAUUCAUGCUGUUGAGCUGCCUGGAGAUGACAGCGGUGUCACCAAGCCAGGGAGCUACAUCUUUGAGCUGUUUGCUGAAGCCCAGAUCAUGUUUCAGACCAAGGGCUGCAUCCUGGACUCACUGGAGCAGAUCAUCCAGCAUCUGGCAGGACGUGCUGGAGUGUUCGCCAACACAGCCGGACUGCAGAAGCUGGCAGAUAUUGUCCAGAUUGUGUUCAGUGUAGACCCCUCCGAGAGUGGCCCUGGUUCCCUGGCAGGGCUGGGGGCCUAUAAAGUGCACAUCCAUCCUGAUGCCAGUCACCAGAGGGUGGUUCAGCCAUCUGAUGCCUGGAGCACCACUGGCAGAAAGCGAGGGAAGGUGCUGAGCUACUGGUGGUUCAGUCCUGGCCACAGCAUGCGCGAGCUGGUCUGUCAGGGCAUCUGCUUUAUCAUCCUCACCAGUGGCACACUGGCCCCGGGGUCCUCCUUUGCCCUGGAGUUGCAGAUCCCUUUCCCAGUCUGCCUGGAGAACCCACACAUCAUCGACAAGCACCAGAUCUGGGUGGGGAUCAUCCCCAGAGGCCCUGACGGAGCCCAGUUGAGCUCCGCGUUUGACAGACGGUUUUCCAAGGAGUGCUCGUCCUCUUUGGGGAAGGCUCUGGGCAACAUCGCCCGCAUGGUGCCCUAUGGGCUCCUGAUCUUCUUCCCUUCAUAUCCCAUCAUGGAAAAGAGCCUGGAGUUCUGGCAGGCCCACUACUUGGCUAGGAAGAUGGAGGCGCUGAGGCCUUUGUUUGUGGAGCCCAGGAGCAAAGGCAGCUUCUCUGAGACCAUGGGUGCUUUAAGCGAGGUUGCCUCCCCCGGGUCUACCGGCGCCACCUUCCUGGCGGUAUGCCGGGGAAACACUAGCAAGGGGCUGGACUUCUCAGACACUAAUGGCUGUAGUGUGAUCAUCACGGCUCCAUAGCCCCCACGCAUGGACCCCCUGGUUGUCCUCAAGAUGCAGUUCCUGGACGAGAUGAAGGGCCACGUUGGGGCUGGGGGCCAGUUCCUCUCUGGGCAGGCAUCCAGGGCUGUGAACCAGGCCAUCGGGCAAGUGAUCCGGCACUGCCAGGACGACAGGGCUGUCUUCCUCUGUGACCACAGGGUCGCCUUAGCAGACGCCAGAGCCCAGCUGCCCUCCUGGGUGCGUCCCCACGUCAGGGUGUACAACUUCGGCCAUGUUGUCCAAGACGUAGCCCAGUUCUUCCAUGUUGCUGAGCGAACUAUGCCAGCACCAGCCCCCUGGGCUGUAGCACCCAGUUUGCGUGAGGCAGAAGAUGCUGUCAGGGUGACUAAGUCAACUGGCCCCCUCCUCUCCACCAGGAAAGCUAAGAGUCUCGACCUGCACGUCCUUAGCCUGAAGCAGAGGCCCUCAAGGUCACCAGCUGCUGGGGACCCCGAGGGCAGCCUGUAUAUGGAGUAUGAGCAGGAGCCAGACCCUGCCUGGCAGAGGCCCUGGGGACUGCUGGCCGCCCUGGAGCACAGCGAACAGUGGGCUGGGGGCCCCGGCGAGGAGCAGGGCCACAGGUGCUCCACCCUGUCUCUCCCAUCUAAGAGGCUGGCAGAGGAGCCGCGAGGAAGGAGGAAGAAGAUCCAGCUGGUCAGCCACUCGGAGGAGCCCGUGGCUGGUGCACAGGUGAACAGGGCCAAGCUCUUCAUGGUGGCCAUGAAGUAGGAGCUGAGCCAAGCCAACUUUGCCACCUUCACCCAGGCCCUGCAGGACCACAAGGGUUCCGAUGACUUUGCUGCCCUGGCGACCUGUCUUGGCCUCCUCUUUGCUGACAACCCCAAGAAGCACAGCCAGCUCCAGGGCUUCUACCAGUUUGUGCAGCCCCACCACAAGCAGCAGUUUGAGGAGGUCUGUAUACAGCUAACAGGACAAGGCUGUGGCUAUCGGCCAGAGCACAGCAUUCCCCAAAGGCAGCGGGCACAGCCAGCCCUGGACCCCACUGGAAGGACAGCGCCAGAUCCCAAGCUGACCCUGUCCAAGGCUGUGGCCCAGCAGCUGGAUCCCAGAGAGCACCUCAACCAGGGCAGGCCCCACCUGUCCCCCAGGCCACCCCCCACAGGAGACCCUGGCAGCCACCCACAGUGGGGGUCCAGAGCGCCCAGAGCAGGGAAGCAGGGCCAGCAUGCCAUGAGCGCCUACCUGGCAGAUGCCUGCAGGGCCCUGGAGUCUACAGGCUGUAGCCAGCUCUUGGCAGUGCUGACAGCCUACAAGCAGGAUGAUGACCUGGACAAGGUGCUGGCCCUACUGGCUGCCCUGACCACUGCGAAGCCUGAGAACUUCCCCCUGCUGCAGAGGUUCAGCAUGUUCGUGCAUCCAUACCACAAGCAGCACUUCUUGCCGACAUGCACAGACCUGGCCAGCCAGCCCAACCCAGGCAUGGAGCCGCCAGGACCCCAAGAGGAGAGCCUUGCCACGCCUCCUAUGCUCACCCACGGGGCUUCCCAACCAGACCACUCAUGGUGCAAGAAGCCUGGGAAGACCCAGAGCAAGAUCUCAUCAUUCCUCAGACAGAGGCCAGCAGGGGCCUUGGGGGAGGAUGGUGUGCUGGCUGCAGGGCGAAGCCAGUCCCCUGGACUUUCCCACGGGCAUGCAGUAUCUGAGUGGGGCCUCUAGGACGUGCCCAACCUGCACACUGCCUCCAGGAAGCAGAGCAUCAUGCAGGUCUUCUGGCCAGAGCCCCAGUGGGUGCCCAUGGAGGCCCUCAGCAUGCCCAGCAUGGCUUGAUCACCUGCCUGUCCAGCUCUGGUGGGCCAAGAACUCACCCAACAGAAUAGGCCAGAGAACACUUAAAAUCUACUCUUAGCAAUUUGCAAGCAUACAAUAUAAUUAUUUUCAAUAACUAUAGUUAACUAUAGUCACCAGAUACAACAGACCUCUUGAGUUCAUUGCUCCUCUCUAACUGAAAUUUUGUAUUCUUGGACCAACUUCUCCCCAGGCCCUGACCCCAUCCCUGCAUCUUCUAGUAACCCCCAUACUGCUCUAUGUUUCUAUGAAUUCAACAUUUUUAGAUUUCACAAAUAUGUGAGAUCAUAUGUUAUUUGUCUUUCUGUAUCUGUCUUAUUUCAUUUAACAUAACAUCCUCCAGGAUCAUCCAUGUUGUUGCAGAUGACAGGAUUUCCUUCUAUUUUAAG